Molecule: messenger RNA, 1177 nt
Organism: Moneuplotes crassus
Lineage: Eukaryota; Ciliophora; Spirotrichea; Euplotida; Euplotidae
Source: the annotation of a GenBank genome assembly
CAAACAUGAAUGCAGAAAUCGAAGAUGCGGAAGAUAGGCUUAUCAAUAAACAGGCUAAAAAUAACUUAGCGAACGGCCCGACGACUCCUUACAUUGCAAACCUUAACAGCGAUGAAAAUAGCGAGGAAGAGAUCCCUCUUGAGAUAUCAGAUUAUUACAAUUCUUGGGAGGUCAGGAUAGCAGAUGACACUAUUCAGAAUGCAAACUUGAGUAUCUCUAGAAGUGAUGCCAUCAAAGGUUUCGUUCUGAUGAUAUUUGCUGUAAUAUGGACUUCAAUCAUGCACAUCUCUGUCAAAGCAGCCUUUGCCCGAAACCCAAAUCUUACGAAUUUUGAUGCCUUAUCAUUCAUUGGAUAUUCAAUCACAUCAUUUUACUUCCUGGCUGCCCGAGUCAGUGGGGUGACUUUGAAUCUUUUCAACUUUGAAAGAAGAAUAGGAAUUCUAGUGAUAGUCCGAACUCUAGCUAGCAAUCUGAUGAACAUAUUUCUUUUUGCAGGAAUGAAAUACAUCUCUGUCGGUAAAAGCACCUUAAUAUUUAAUCUGAACCCUUUAUUCUGUAUGAUUAUUGCUUUCUUUGCUCUUAGUGAGAAGAUUACACCCCUCAACAUAGCUGCAGCUUGAGGCUCUUUAGGAGGAAUCUACUUACUUACAAUAAACGAUUCAAGCGAUGAUGGCUCAGGAGGAACAGCCAUACUCGGGUACAUCUGUGUUUUCAGUAGUGCUUGGAUCUACGGGUUCAUCUUUGUCUGAGUACGUCUUCUCAAUAUCCGUGGGAUCCAUCAAUACGUACCUCCCUUUUAUAUUGGAGUAAUGGCUUUGGGAACUACAAUACUAGUACUGAUCUUUUGACCUUCAUAUAUUUACUUAAAGUAUGACUUUUGGGACACCUUCUUCUUAGGCCUGAACGGAAUUGGGGCAAUCUGAGUGCAGCUCUUCCUCACAGUGGCAUAUAAAUACGGACUCGCUUCAAGACUAGCUAUUUGUCAAUAUCUAGAGAAUGUGUUCACACUACUUGCAGAUAUCUUAAUUUUCAGCUAUGCCUUCACUUUGACAGAUAUCCUUGGCAUUAUUGUGAUAGUGAUUUGAAUCUCAAUUCCCAUUGUCGUGCACUCCAAGUAAAACUUUUGCCUGCAGAUAAACCUGAAUGAGCAAUAUUUAAUUUCAAAUCACCCACUUAA